AUGCCAAGAUGGAGCCAUAUCCCAUCUGAUCUCUACUCUGCUGCGAUCAGCGCGUGCGAGAAGGGCCGGCAAUGGCAGCAGGCGCUAUCGCUGUUGCGCGAGAUGAAGGAGGUCAGAUUGAAGCCAAACGUGAUCGCUUACAGCGCUGGGAUCAGCGCGUGUGAAAAAGGCAAGGCGUGGCAGCAGGCGCUCUCGCUUCUUGGCGAGAUGGUGCAGGCUAUCGUAGAUUUGGACGCGAUCUGCUUCAAUGCCGCGAUCAGCGCGUGCGAGAAAGCGAAGAAAUGGCAACAGGCGUUGUCGUUAUUCAACCAGCUGCGAGAGGCGCGUUUGAGUCCAGACGAAGUCAGCUACGCCGCUGGGAUCAGCGCGUGCGAAAAGGGAGGUGCUUGGCAGCAAGCGCUGCUCUUGCUGACAGAGAGCACGCGAGCUAAUCUAGGACUACACCACUACAGCUACAGCGCUGCAAUCCAAGCGUGCGAUAGCGGUGGGCGAUGGCAAUUGGCAAUGUCGUUGCUCAGCGAGUUGUUGGUAGCGAAGAUCGAUCCAGGCACCGUCUGCUUCAGUGCUGGGAUCAGCGCAUGCGAGAAGGCCGGUCAGUGGCAGCAGGCGUUGUCGCUCCUUGGCGUGGUGACGCAGAGAAGAUCAGAGCCGGAUUCACAUACCACGCUGGACUCACUGCAUGCGAGAGAGCUGGGCGAUGGCCACAUGUGUUGUCUCAGCUCAGCGAGAUGCGGGGUGUGCAGGUGGAGCCCGAUAUUGGCAGCUACAUCGUUGGAAUCAAGGCGUGUGCGGGAGGUGACAAGUUUCGACAUAUUUUGGUAUUGCUCGACGAGAUGCUGGUCUUUUAACGGGUUAUUGCAGGCGGAGUCGGAAUUGGUCCUCACCAAGUACAACACUGAAGACAGCGCUCCGCUCCCCAGAUCAGCAGCACACGGAAGUCGGUGA
This is a messenger RNA of Prorocentrum cordatum, 945 nucleotides long. NCBI's taxonomy places the organism in Eukaryota, Dinophyceae, Prorocentrales, Prorocentraceae. The record is from the annotation of a GenBank genome assembly.